CCCUCCGUUUAAUGACUCCGUUAAAAAUACCGCAAACGGCCGCAAUGCAUCUCUCAACCCCCGCCGCUGUUCCACUCGCCGUUAAGGACGUCAAAAGCUCCGAUAUGGAAAUCGACGGCGACGAAGUUGAGGAAGGAGGAAAAGAGGAAUUGCACGUGUCCUUCAAACGAAACGGUGCUAGUAAUAACAUGAAGUCCAAAGAGCAUGAUGGACACCCAGGAUCAGAUCCGUUAAGAGCUCCUGGAAGUCUUCCAGAUGAGCCAUUAGCAACUCAAAGGGAGGAUCUACGCAGAAACUAUGAGGGUUUCAAGUAUCCAAUAUCUGGCAAAAACGCUGCAAAGGAAAAGGCAAUUCAAGAAUAUGAUGUUAAUAGACAAGAGGCUCAAGUCAUUUUAGAAAGAAAAGCCCCUGAAAAAUGCCAUGGACAGCAUACUAAUAGCAAGAGUCACUUGGUUGUCAAUGAGAUUGUGAAUGAGACCACUAAUCGGUCAAGUGUUGAUAGCAAAAAGGUAGCUAUCAAUGAGGUUAUUUCAAUCCCAGUCAGAUAUCAGUCAGGGGCAGGAGCUAGCACUCAUCUAGGUUUGAAGCGAAAUAAUAAGCAAAUGUGCAUGCAAACAGAGGAUGAUAAGUGGAGUAUAAAAUUAAGGUUUUACAGAUCUGCUUCUCCACAAACUAGUCCCGGAUGUCUUUCCCCUGGUAAUGAGUUUAAUAGUGAAAACAAACGCACUGCGCUUAUAUGUGACUUCUUUGUUAAAGGGUGGUGUAUUAAAGGAAGUUCAUGUAAAUAUAUUCACACCAAAGGUAGUGGUAUUAAUCCUAGACAACAACCUGAGGAAGAUGUAGCUGUAGCAGAUGAGAAAGCAGCUGUUCAGCUUGAUGAAGGUAUUGGAAAUGCUGCUGAAAGAUCAAGAUCACCGUCACCUCAUUCUGAUCGAUUGCAUUCAUCAGUUAGAAAUAAGACAGCUUUAUCCCCGCUACUCCAGAGUAAGGAUAAAUCUAUCGGCACAUCACUUGGCUCUCAACAGUUUUUAGCAGUUAUAGAUGAUUUUGGACCAUCUAAGGAUGUAAGAAAAAAUAGUACAGAUCAGAAUUUGCCUACUGAUAAUUAUGUCAGACCUUGUUUGCUGAGUGAUAGAGGUAGUUCUACUUUCAGAAAUAGUUUUCUUCCCAAGCAUAUAGCUUCAUCAAGUGGCUCGGUUACAUCAUUGGGCAAUACAUACAAAGAAGAACAAAAAUUUCGUGUCUGGACAUGGCUAGCAUCAUUACCUUUAUGUUCUUCUCAAAGUGCAUGUUCUCUUGGUGCCCAAAAGAUGUUGGACAAUAACAGAGAACACCAUUCUUCCCCGUUGUCUUUGCUGCAAGGCUCUUCCCCCUUCUCUAAUUUUGAACUGGAAAACUGUCCUGUCAGUGAUAUUGCUAGCGAUCCAUUGCACUUUGCUGAAUACAGAAUAAAAUUUUCUUCAGAAGAUUGGGAACCAUCAGUGCCCUUUCGACCAUCCUUUUUUGUCACUUUUGGCCCAUCAUCCCCACGGCGCCAGUAUGAUCCUUUUCGUGAUAGCAUUGAUUUGUCUAAUGUAGGAAAGGGUUCUCUUAAAUUUUCAUUUUGUAGUCAAUACCCAUCCCUCCUGAAUUUAGCAUAUCCACCAACAUAUGGUGAUUCUGAAUCGGCCGGGCCAUUGGUCCCUGAAUGUAAUGUUGAUAAAAGAACUGUAUCUUCCCAUGCUAGACACCUUGAAAAUUUGGUCAAUAAUAAUUGCUACACUUCUGGGAAACAUUCAACAACUGAUGAAGGGACCUCUGCAGCUGAUAUGCAAAAUGGACUACUGGCUAAAGAAGAGAUUUCCUCAGUUGCUUCUCAUGUCAAAGACGUUUCAAAGACCAGAAAAUUUGAUACUGGUUGUGAUGCUAGACAUCAGAGGGAUGGGUUUGGAUGCAAAAAAGACCUAAAAGUAGAUAGAGAUAGAGAAAAGAAUGAAACAGAUAUUGAGCAUAAGGCAGAUGGUGAUGCACUCAGAGAGUCUAAAGCAACGAGGCAUUUCCACACUGCUCUUGUAGAUUUAAUUAAAGAAAUUUUGAAACCAACUUGGCACGAGGGACAUCUCAGUAAAGAUGUUCAUAAUAGAAUAGUCAAAAAGGCUGCAGACAAGGUUAUUGGCACCAUUCAGUCUCAUCAAAUUCCAUUUACCUUCGAAUCAACUGAGCAGUAUCUUUCUUCAUCCCAGCCAAAAAUAGCAAGGCUUGUUCAGGGAUAUAUUGAGAAAUACAGAAAAUCUUGAGAGUCGGAGUGCUUAUGUAUUUGUACAGUUUUGUUGUACAGUUUUGUGCUACUUUUCUAAUGGAGUUCCUAACAAUGGUAUGUUCAACCUAUUAAAAUGAUAAUCAUGGAAGUACUCGGGAUUCUCUUGAAAACUUUUCAUAUUUAAUUAUUUGUUUCUUUUAUUAGUUGUAUGCAGAAAGAAAUUUACAAUUUAUGUGGCUUAUCUAUUAGUUGAUAUAAAGCUAAGAGAGUAUGUUGAUAUUCUUCGAAUGCAUACCAAGAAAUCUCCCAAGGAACUUAAGUUAAACUUCCUGCAAGUCCAAUGGAACAAGUCAAUUGAAAGUUUAC
Hibiscus syriacus is the source of this 2605-nucleotide messenger RNA. Its product is annotated as protein FRIGIDA-ESSENTIAL 1-like. The record is from RefSeq and is a predicted model, not a curated record. Gene Ontology annotation, molecular function: metal ion binding. Lineage: Eukaryota; Viridiplantae; Streptophyta; Magnoliopsida; Malvales; Malvaceae. The transcript is spliced from 6 exons. The coding region runs from base 12 to 2276 and encodes 754 amino acids.